Panicum virgatum (switchgrass) is the source of this 1904-nucleotide messenger RNA. RefSeq names its product beta-catenin-like protein 1. The transcript is spliced from 8 exons. The record is from RefSeq and is a predicted model, not a curated record. Bases 83 to 1627 code for a protein of 514 amino acids. Lineage: Eukaryota; Viridiplantae; Streptophyta; Magnoliopsida; Poales; Poaceae. Gene Ontology annotation, cellular component: spliceosomal complex.
AUCCCCCACCGUCCGCCGCGUGCGUGGAAGCCGAACCAAACCCUAGCUGAGAGGAGCCCCAAGGGAGGAGGAGGAUUUGGCCAUGGACGCCGCCGCCGCCGCCGUCCACAAGCGCAAGCGGCCCGAUGAGUCCGCUCCCGCCGCCGCGGACGUCGACCUCUCAGCCGCUGACGCCGUGGAGGUGCUCGACCUCCGGGCCGCCAAGCGCCUCCUCCUGGCCUUCGAGCGCCGCCUCCGCGACAACCUCGAGGCUCGCAUGAAGUACCCCGACGACCCCGCUCGCUUCGCCGACUCCGAGAUCGCUCUCCACGCCGAGACCGACCGCCUCCGCCUCCUCGCUGGCGCCCCCGAGCUCUUCCCCGACCUCGUCCCCAUCGGCCUCGCCUCCUCACUCGCCUCCCUCCUCACCCACGACAAUGCCGACCUCACCGCCGCCGCCGCCUCCCUCCUCGCCGACCUCACCGACUCCGACGACCCAUCCGACCUCCCCGCCGUCCAGGCCCUCGCCGACGCCCUCGUCGACGCCAACGCCCUCGACCUCCUCGUCCACAACCUCUCCCGCUUCUCCGAGGCCGACCCCGACGAGGCCGAGGCCGUCCACAACACCCUCGCCGUACUCGAGAACCUCCUCGACCUCCGCCCCAACCUCGCCGACAAAGUCUGCGACGGCACCAAGCUCCUGCGCUGGCUCCUCUCGCGCCUCAAGGCACGCGAAUUCGACGCCAACAAGCAGUACGCCUCGGAGAUCCUCGCCAUCCUCCUGCAGAACAGCCCUGCCAACCAGAAGCGCCUGGGACAGAUCAACGGGGUCGACGGCCUGCUCCAGGCAGUUGCCAUGUACAAAUCCAGGGACCCAAAGACCUCAGACGAGGAGGAGAUGCUCGAGAACCUCUUUGACUGUCUCUGCUGCGUGCUCAUGCCCCUGGAGAACAAGGAGAGGUUUGUCAAGGCUGAAGGCGUUGAGCUCAUGAUCAUCAUCAUGAAACAGAAGAAGCUGGCAUAUAGCUCUGCCAUCCGCACGCUCGAUUUCGCCAUGACCAGGUUCCCGCCUGCAUGCGAGCGCUUUGUUGAUGUGCUUGGCCUUAAGACUGCCUUUGCAGCCUUCAUGGGUAAGAUUCCUGCAAACAAGAAGAACAAGAAAGAGAGUUAUCAGGAGGAGCUAGAAGAACGUAUCAUUUCAAUUAUUGCCUCAUUGUUUGGUGGUAUUACCAAGGGCUCACGAAGGAUGAGGCUACUAGGAAAAUUUGUUGAGAAUGAAUGUGAAAAGAUAGACCGUCUGAUGGAGUUUUACACAAGGUAUUCAGACAGAGUGAAAGAAGAGACCGAGAGACUUGAUAGUCUUGAUUUGGAAGAUCUAGAGAUGGACGAUGAUGAGCGGUAUAACCGAAAACUUGAAGCUGGCCUUUACACACUGCAGUUAAUUGCACUUAUUCUGGGACACAUCUGGCACUCUGGGGAUUCCCAGAUGAGGGCAAGAGUUGAAUUGCUUCUAAGACAAAACAAACUUACGAAGCAAGACGUGAAGGACAUACUUGAGGAGUACCAUGACAACAUUGGGGACUUGGAUGGACCUGAAGAGAAGGAAAGAGCUCAAGCACGGACCAAGGAGAUUAUAGCAGUGUUGUGAUGCGCAUGGGUGGGCUGGCCUGGGGUAGUAACUGGCUGUAGAGCAAGACAAUGCUCCUCUGAGGGUUUAGAUGGAGAUUUUUGGGAGAAGGCUAGUAUGUUUGAGUGUAGAUGUUGGAUGGCAGAAACAAAGAGGGGCAUUGCCUGCCUGCUGAUAAUGUAGUAGCCUAGCCGCUCUCAGUAUUCUGUUCUGUUGUAUGCUUUUCCUGUGUAGAAAUAUGUAGUUGUUAUUUGCACACUGAUUGCCUUGUUAUAUUCCUUUUAUCAUGGUUUAUAUA